GAGCUCGCCGGCCCCCUCCCCCGCCCGCAGCUUCCGAAGCACCCUCGGUGCGUUGCACCGCCGGAGGCUGGGCAGCUCGCUGUGCUGCUCGGCGCUGGACCCCGCCCGGUGGGCACGCACGCACACGGCCCUGCACUGCUGCCUUCCUCAGCAUUGCACGGCUGACCCUCGCCUCCUCCCUGCCCUGCAGCCGGCUACCGGGGUUUGCUCAGGACUGGCGACGUGCGGUGCAUUGCUCCUUUGAGCGUUGCUGCUCGGGGCGCUGCAGCCCGCAGCCGCCUGCCUCCCCCGUCCAGCCCCUCCCCAGGCAGUCGGUCCUCGCCCACCGCCCGGCGCAGCAGCAGAGCCGGGCUGGGCUGCGGUGCGGCCACCUAGCGCGCUCCCGCAGCGGGCCCUCUGGCCUUCCUUCCCUUAGGGCAGCCCGCGCCUCGGAGGAAGGGAGCUGUCCUUAACUGAGACCAGAGGGGCCCGGCGGUGAGAUGAGCUUCUUCGGCUUCGGGCAGAGCGUGGAGGUGGAAAUCCUGCUGAACGAUGCGGAGAGUAGGAAGCGAGCGGAGCACAAGACUGAGGACGGGAAGAAGGAAAAAUAUUUCCUCUUCUACGACGGGGAGACAGUCUCCGGGAAGGUGAGCCUUUCCCUCAAGAAUCCAAACAAGCGGCUAGAGCACCAGGGCAUCAAGAUCGAGUUCAUCGGGCAGAUCGAACUCUACUAUGAUCGGGGGAACCACCAUGAGUUUGUAUCCCUGGUGAAGGACUUGGCUCGGCCUGGUGAGAUCACCCAGUCACAGGCCUUCGACUUUGAGUUCACCCAUGUGGAGAAGCCUUAUGAAUCCUACACCGGGCAGAAUGUGAAGCUACGGUAUUUCCUUCGAGCCACCAUCAGCCGCCGCCUCAAUGAUGUUGUCAAAGAGAUGGACAUUGUAGUUCAUACACUCAGCACAUACCCGGAGCUGAACUCUUCCAUCAAGAUGGAAGUGGGGAUUGAGGAUUGCCUGCACAUUGAGUUUGAGUAUAAUAAAUCCAAAUACCACUUGAAGGAUGUCAUUGUAGGGAAGAUAUACUUCCUGCUGGUGAGAAUCAAAAUCAAGCACAUGGAGAUAGACAUCAUCAAACGGGAAACAACAGGCACAGGCCCCAAUGUGUACCAUGAGAAUGAUACAAUAGCCAAGUACGAGAUCAUGGAUGGGGCACCAGUACGAGGAGAGUCCAUCCCCAUCCGGCUCUUCCUGGCAGGGUAUGAGCUCACGCCCACCAUGCGGGACAUCAACAAGAAGUUCUCUGUGCGCUAUUACCUCAACCUGGUGCUGAUAGAUGAGGAGGAACGGCGAUACUUCAAGCAGCAGGAAGUGGUGCUGUGGCGGAAGGGAGACAUCGUGCGGAAGAGUGCAUCCCACCAAGCAGCCGUGGCCUCCCAACGUUUCGAGGGAACAGCCUCCCUGGGUGAGGUGCGGACCCCCAACCCACUGUCAGACAACAAUGGCAGGCAGUAGGCCCCGGCCAAGAAGCUGGCUGGGCUGUGGCUCAGCAUCUCCAUCUACCAAACACCAGCGGCCGGGGGAGGGGGAGGAUGGCAUUGGCUCAGCUGACCGUUACUUGCAAUCUUGAAAACAAAUCAUGUUUUUUGACUUCAA
This is a messenger RNA of Dipodomys spectabilis (banner-tailed kangaroo rat), 1631 nucleotides long. RefSeq names its product VPS26, retromer complex component B (gene Vps26b). Gene Ontology annotation, biological process: intracellular protein transport; retrograde transport, endosome to Golgi. Gene Ontology annotation, cellular component: retromer complex; endosome. The record is from RefSeq and is a predicted model, not a curated record. Bases 480 to 1490 code for a protein of 336 amino acids. Lineage: Eukaryota; Metazoa; Chordata; Mammalia; Rodentia; Heteromyidae. The transcript has 6 exons.